AUGGUGUCAACGGACGGCAACAUCUCCCCCAGCGUUCCACAGUCGGUGUUCUACACUUUCACCCUGACUCGGAGCGACGGAGUCCCCGUCUACUUCUCCCAGCUCCGCAACAAGGUCGUGAUCGUGGUCAAUGUCGCCAGCCUCUGCGGAUUCACUCCCCAGUAUCAAGAAUUCCAACAAUUGCAUGAAAAGUACAAGCACCGAGGUUUGGUGAUUUUGGCAUUCCCGUGCAACCAGUUCGGGUCCCAGGAGCCCGAAGACGCUCUGGCAGUACAGGCGUUUGCCCACAAGCAUUACGGAGUCACUUUUCCGAUCAUGAAUAAGUUACUGGUGAAUGGAGACAGGGAGUCGAAGUUAUACAAGUGGUUGAAGGAUGAAAAAAAGGGCGACAUGGGGUUCCGAGGCGUGCGGUGGAACUUUGAGAAGUUCGUGGUCAAUAAGAGAGGCCAGGUAGUGGCACGGUACCCGUCGGGAGUCACUCCGCUACAGUUCGAGUCACAAUUGGUGGAUUUAUUAGAUGAGAUAUAA
Suhomyces tanzawaensis NRRL Y-17324 is the source of this 528-nucleotide messenger RNA. It is a transcript of the gene GPX3, whose product is annotated as Gpx3p. The coding region runs from base 1 to 528 and encodes 175 amino acids. The record is from RefSeq and is a predicted model, not a curated record. NCBI's taxonomy places the organism in Eukaryota, Fungi, Ascomycota, Pichiomycetes, Serinales, Debaryomycetaceae. Gene Ontology annotation, molecular function: glutathione peroxidase activity. Gene Ontology annotation, biological process: response to oxidative stress. The transcript has a single exon.